Molecule: messenger RNA, 924 nt
Organism: Cynocephalus volans (Philippine flying lemur)
Lineage: Eukaryota; Metazoa; Chordata; Mammalia; Dermoptera; Cynocephalidae
Product: testis-specific Y-encoded protein 3-like
Exons: 8
Coding region: 1-924 (307 amino acids)
Biological process (GO): nucleosome assembly
Cellular component (GO): nucleus; chromatin
Molecular function (GO): histone binding; chromatin binding
Source: RefSeq, a predicted model, not a curated record
AUGGAAACUUCCCGGGACAGCCACUCUCAUGCGGUGUCCAUGACUGUGCAGUGCAAAGUCUCCAUCGAGUUGGGUGGGACGCCCGAGGAGGCCUCCGGGACUGGGGUUGAAGCUGUGCAGGAAAGCGAGGCCUUGGCAGAGAGGGAUGCGGCGGCGACCGGGCAGGAGGUGGCGCCAGUUUUGUUUGAGGUAGUGGAGGUGGUGGAGUCACUGGAGGUCCUUCAGUUAGAGUUGGAGCCCGUGAACAACCAAGCCAGGAGGGCCUUUGCUCGUUUGAGGCAGAACCUGGUGCAGAGACGCAGGACUCAUCUCGGUCACCGAAGGGCCAUCAUCCAGGGCAUCCCUGGCUUCUGGGCCAAAGCCAUUGUGAACCACCCCGAGAUGUUGGCCAUGAUCAGGGAUGAAGAUGAAGACUUGCUUAGCUACAUGAUCGACUUGGAGGUGGAGGAAAUCAGGCAUCCCAUUCACUGCUGCAAGAUCAUGUUGUUCUUUCGGAACAACCCGUACUUCCGGAAUAAAGUGAUUAUUAAGGAAUAUCUCAUUAAUGUCACCGGAUACAGGGCAUCUCAUUCCACUCCAGUUCAGUGGUAUCAGGAUUAUGAACAUGAGGCUUAUAGCCGCAGGCACCACAACAGCAGUGUUAACUUCUUCAACUGGUUUUCUGACCACAACUUUGCAGGAUCUAACAGGAUCGCUGAGAUCAUCUGUAAAGACCUAUGGCUCAAUCCCCUGCGGUACCACAUGAGGAUGCAGGUGCCUGGACAGGGAACCGAGAGGGCAGAUCCCCUGAUCCCCAAGAGACCUCGAAUCCGCUACCCUGGACCGACCUCAAACCCCCUCGGCCUGAGACCCCGAGGCACCUCAGCUUCAGACACCUCAAAUCUACUGUUCACCCACAGGAACGCCAAAUCCUCUAAUGCUUAG